AAACAUUGAAACUCACUAAAACGGUGGCACAACCACUCUUUAAAGACACUCCCAGUUUCAAAUAUAGCCGUCACUUUAUUACGUUGUACUCACUUGAGUUCUGUCUCUCUGCUCAUCUCUCUCUCUCUCUCUCUCUCCCUCUCCCAGAUCAUUCGGUCUCGAAUAUGGCUCCUGCUGAUUCCAUCAAGCCUAGAGAUGUUUGUAUUGUUGGUGUUGCCCGUACACCGAUGGGUGGAUUUCUUGGAACCCUUUCGUCCUUAUCAGCCACCAAACUUGGAAGCAUAGCCAUUCAAAGCGCUCUUAAAAGGGCUAAUGUUGAUCCAGCACUUGUACAAGAGGUUUUCUUUGGAAAUGUUCUUUCUGCAAAUUUGGGUCAGGCUCCUGCUAGGCAAGCAGCAUUAGGAGCAGGUUUACCUAACACUGUUGUAUGUACCACCGUCAACAAAGUUUGUGCAUCAGGGAUGAAAGCAACAAUGCUUGCUGCACAGAGUAUCCAGUUGGGUAUUAAUGAUAUUGUUGUUGCUGGUGGCAUGGAAAGUAUGUCUAAUGUCCCAAAAUACAUAGCAGAAGCAAGAAAGGGAUCUCGGUUCGGACAUGAUUCUCUUGUUGACGGAAUGCUAAAAGAUGGGCUGUGGGAUGUGUAUAAUGAUUUUGCCAUGGGUUCUGCUGCUGAAAUAUGUGCUGAGAAACAUGGAGUGUCACGAGAAGAUCAGGAUAACUUUGCCAUUCAAAGCUUUGAGCGUGGUAUAGCUGCUCAAAAUGAGGGUGCUUUUACAUGGGAAAUAGCACCAGUUGAGGUUCCUGGGGGAAGAGGAAAGCCAUCAACGGUUAUUGAUAAGGAUGAAGGUCUAGGAAAGUUCGAUGCAGCAAAGUUGAAAAAGCUGCGGCCAAGUUUCAAGGAGAAUGGCGGUACCGUGACUGCUGGCAAUGCUUCUAGUAUAAGUGAUGGUGGUGCUGCAUUAGUCCUGGUCAGUGGAGAGACAGCAGUUAAGCUGGGGCUUGAAGUGAUUGCGAAGAUUUCAGGUUAUGGCGAUGCUGCUCAGACUCCAGAGUUAUUUACAACUUCUCCAGCGCUUGCUAUACCAAAGGCUAUUUCUAAUGCUGGCAUAGAGGCCUCCCAAGUUGAUUUUUACGAAAUUAAUGAAGCCUUUGCAGUUGUGGCUCUUGCGAACCAAAAGUUGCUUGGCCUUAAUCCAGAGAAAGUUAACAUACACGGUGGAGCUGUAUCUCUGGGACAUCCUCUAGGUUGCAGCGGCGCCCGUAUCUUGGUUACUCUGUUGGGGGUACUUAAAAAGAAGAAUGCGAAAUAUGGAGUUGGUGCUGUGUGCAACGGCGGAGGGGGUGCAUCGGCACUGGUUCUAGAGCUUGUCUAAUUUUCAUUACCAGGCCAAUCACAUAGGAUAAUUGUUUGAAGACUUGAGGCUUAUAUAACCUUCCAUAUCGCGUGCUGAUGUGCUGAAAUGCGCCGUCUUCCAAGUUCCAAAUCCUUUUCUUUAGAAGAAAAACUUGGGAUUUCUUUUUUAUCAAUCCAACAGAGUGCAUAUUUCUUCCGAGAUUAAUAUUAUAGAUCCGCUUGUCUGUUUCCAAAUAUGUGUUGCUGACUAUAUCCGUUUUUUCUUUUUACUAUACAUGCCCAGUGGAAUCACAAACAUUUGAUCAACUUGGGGAACUUGGUUGUCUGACUGGGCUUAGAGCCCAAACUUCUGUACUUAUAAGUUUAAGUCAAGUAUCCAUACCGUUUGUAUAAAAAAACUUAUAUGCUAGUUUCUGACAAACCGAGUAUGAAAGUGAGAAGUUGAAAAUCAUAACUUUUUUAGUGACUUA
Messenger RNA from Daucus carota subsp. sativus, 1824 nucleotides. Its product is annotated as acetyl-CoA acetyltransferase 2. The record is from RefSeq and is a predicted model, not a curated record. The coding region runs from base 165 to 1373 and encodes 402 amino acids. Gene Ontology annotation, biological process: fatty acid beta-oxidation. The transcript is spliced from 15 exons. Gene Ontology annotation, molecular function: acetyl-CoA C-acetyltransferase activity. Lineage: Eukaryota; Viridiplantae; Streptophyta; Magnoliopsida; Apiales; Apiaceae. Gene Ontology annotation, cellular component: mitochondrion.